AUGAACUCAAAUAACAAUCAGAGGAAGAUAGUUGAUGACUCAGAUGACAAAUCAGAAAACGGUAAUCAAUUUUACUUAGUAAAUGAUGCAAUGGAAAAAGAAAGUAAAUUUAGGAAAACAGAGUACUUCUACAAUAAAGAUUCUAAAUGGGAUCGUUAUCAAUAUGCCAAAAAUUCAAUUAAAAACAAUCAUCAACUUACCAGUAACAAGAUUCCUUAUGAUGAUGUUUCUAUCUAUAAUAACUAUUAUUCAACUCACAUUACAUCUUAUCAAAAUGGAAGAUCUUAUCCUGAUAGAUCUUUUAAAUUUGACUCUAAUGGAUUCUCUAAUUAUGACAAUAUGGAAUAUGAAAAGAUUCCAUAUUCUGAUUAUGUAAGAUCAAUCAAAAUGUUUGACAGAAAUAACACUGAUAUGAGAAACAUUGAUGGUUAUUACGGAAGGAGAAGAAUGCCAAUUAAGAGAAGAUGUUCUAAUUGUGAGACAACUGUUACACCUACUUGGAGAAGAUCUCUUGAUAAAAAUAGUAUUCUUUGUAAUGCUUGUGGUUUGUAUCUUAAGAUGCAUAAGAAGAAUAGACAGGUAAUAAAACAACAUGAUGGUUCAUUAAAGAUACUAAAAACUUCUUCCCAGGAAUGUGAUUUAAUAAGAUGUGAAGCAUGUGAUAGGUCUUUGGAUAGAUCUUUUUAUAGUAAUAUUGAAUACACUAAAUCACAUAUUUGUAACAACUGUAUGGAAUAUUAUAGAUCAGAAGUAAAUGAUAUUACUGAGAGUGCUAAUUUGGAAAGUAAACAAAAACAUUUUAAUAACGAUUUUUAUUAUAAUUCAUUAUCUAAAAACAAUUCUUUUACUUAUAAAGAUUUUGAUGAGAGUGGUUCUAAUAAGGAUGAUCAGAAAUUUUAUUAA
This is a messenger RNA of Hepatospora eriocheir, 903 nucleotides long. The record is from the annotation of a GenBank genome assembly. NCBI's taxonomy places the organism in Eukaryota, Fungi, Microsporidia, Hepatosporidae.